Molecule: messenger RNA, 822 nt
Organism: Clonostachys rhizophaga
Lineage: Eukaryota; Fungi; Ascomycota; Sordariomycetes; Hypocreales; Bionectriaceae
Source: the annotation of a GenBank genome assembly
AUGCGGGUCACACACAGCCUCGCUUCCCGGGGCUUCCUGGGCCGCAGCUUUGACGAGCUUGCGCGCCUCUCUAGCAUCGCCUUCAAGCUCGAAGCCGUCAAGGGGCCUGCUGGUCCUCGCCCCCUCUACAGCUUCCACGACAAAGAGUCUGUACAAAACUGCAUCCCCAUGUCCGACGACCUGAUCGGCGGCUCCUCGAUCACCAAGUUCGACUUCAUCACCGCCCACGACUCACAACCCUCUUCCUCCACCCUCGACAAGAUACCCCCUCCCUCCUCCUACGCCCGCUUCCACGGCCACAUCUCCACCGCCCUCCCCGACGACAAGCCCGUCAUCAAGCGGUCCGGCUACGCCGCCUUCCGAACCCCCGACCAGCCCCCCACCCUCCUGGGCCGCUCCGUCUGGGACAUCGACCCCUACAGCUUCCUGGCCAUGCGCAUCAAGUCCGACGGCCGCUCCUACUUCAUAAACGUCCAGACCGAGGGCGUCGAGCCCACCGACCUGCACCAGCACCGCCUGUUCGCCAAGUCCCCGGGACGGUGGGAGACCGUCUACGUCAACUGGAACGACUUUGUGCGCACCAGCUACGGCUUCGUCGUCGAGCCGCAGACGGAACUGCUGAGACAAAAGGUCAGGUCCAUCGGCAUCGGUCUCACCGAUCGCGUCGAGGGGCCCUUUGAUCUGUGCAUCGAGAGGAUAUGGGCCACCAACGAUGUCGAGGGCCAGGCAGCGGCCAAGAAUAAAGAGUCUGAGGGUGAGCCUGCGGAACAGUCAGCGGCCGGAAACCUGAAGAACCGGAAAGGCGAGAGAAUAAAGUGGUAG